AUGUCUCGGUCCUUAGGCAUCACCUGCACCGAGCUGGCGGAAUGGAAACCACUGCUGUUUCACAUGAAUGCGAUGAGUGCCUUAUACCACAUUGCUGAGAGCGAGUCCCCCGUGCUCCAGUCAGGACACUGGUCUGAGUACCUCCGGAAUUGUGUCGGCUCCUGCCUUCAGAAAAGCCCUCGAGACAGACCAACCUCAGAGGUUCUUCUGAAGUACCGCUUUGUGCUCCGGGAGCAGCCACCCGCAGUCAUCAUGGACUUAAUCCAGAGGACCAAGGACGCUGUCCGGGAGCCGGACAACGUGCAGGACCACGAGAUGAAGAUACUGUUGCAAGAGGCGCCCAGUGGCCCUGGUGCUGAGGCCCCAGAGGAGGAGGCCAAGCCCUCCAUGCAGCGGGCCGAGACACGGGCCGGCCCUGAAGCCCGGGACACGGCCGCCAUGCAGGAGGGCGAGCACGCCGUCAUCUCCCACAGCUCCAUCGUCCACCGGCUGCCGGGCUCUGACAGCCUCCGUGACGACCCCUACCCGCCAGAGAUGAGCCCAGGCCCUCUCCAGCCACCUGCAGCCCCGGCUCCCACAUCCACCACCUCUUCUGCCUGCCGACGGGCCUACUGCCACAGCCAGGACAGCUCUGCCACCAUCCGUACUGCCUGCCUGGAGCUCCAGGAGAACCCCAGCACUGCCAAGCGGGAGAAGCCCGGGUGGCUGUUGCGGCCGAAGGAGCAGCUGGCCUUGGAGCUGCAGUGUCGCCAGUACAAGCGCGAGAUGCUGCCGGCUCGUCACAGCCCGGACCAGGACCUGCUUCGAGAGGACUUGAACAAGAAACAGACACAGAAGGACUUGGAGCGUGCAUUGCUGCUACGGCAGCCUGAGGCCACACGGGAGCCGGAGCUACGGCAGCCCCAGGCCAUACAGCGCACACGGCCGAGCUCACCCGCCGGCAGCAGCAGAUGGAGCUGGGCAACCAGCUGGAGUACAGUAAGCAGCGUAAGCAAGACCGCGGCAGAGCACGCAGCCCAGGUUCGCCAGCAGCCCAAGAGCCUCAAAGUGCGGCAGGCCGGUGUUCCCCGGGCCUCCCACUCCCCGCUCCUGGGGCUCUGGGACCACCUAACACAGGCACCCUUAAAGAAGAGCAGCCCUGGGCUUCCCUGGUGGCGCAGUGGUUGA
This is a messenger RNA of Pontoporia blainvillei (franciscana), 1167 nucleotides long. Lineage: Eukaryota; Metazoa; Chordata; Mammalia; Artiodactyla; Pontoporiidae. The record is from the annotation of a GenBank genome assembly.